Exophiala xenobiotica is the source of this 1971-nucleotide messenger RNA. RefSeq lists its product as uncharacterized. Lineage: Eukaryota; Fungi; Ascomycota; Eurotiomycetes; Chaetothyriales; Herpotrichiellaceae. The transcript has 2 exons. The record is from RefSeq and is a predicted model, not a curated record. The coding region runs from base 248 to 1342 and encodes 364 amino acids.
GCCUUUUCGCUUCAGGAUAGUCGACUAGCGGCAUUCAAUCCUGGUCGGACCCGUUUCUUCCUCACGGACCCACGUCUGUUUGGCUUCGUUUUGGCUUCCGGCUAGCUGCAGAGUGCCACUCACUCCAGUCUAAACACAAUCGACCGCACAGGCACGCCUUUUGCAGCAGGGCUCCUUCGAGGCUAUUGCAUGCUCUCAGCUUCACGAUUGUUAGCUCAAACCGCCAAUCAAGCCUCGCUAGACCAUCAUGAACAACCCCGCACUGCCAAUGUAUGGUUCUCAGAGCCCAGGAUCCUACGCUUUCAACAAUCCCCAGGCGGGAGGCGCCUUUUCCACCUCCCCUGGACCCCCCUUCGACCAUGCCCAGACUCCAUUCCAACCUGGCAUGAUACCAAACCACCUGCAGAGACCAUCCCACCCUCAGCAUACGCAGCAGCCCAUCUACCAGCAGAAUCCGGGGCAAAUUGGUGCCUUUCCCCAGUCUAAUUAUAGCCCUCAAUACCAAGGUUAUCCUACAAAUGGACCGUCACCCGUCCCAGUGACUCAAGCAGCAAGCCAACCUUUCCAUCCUUCCCAGUCCCAAAGAUCAACCCCGACUCCUCAACCGCAACCAGUGACAUCUGCGUCGGCUGAUAUGAACAUGGCGGUCAACAUGGGACUAUCAGCGCAACCGAAUGCCAGUCUCGCUCAGCAAGCGCAAAUGCAAAAGGCGGCGCAAAUGGCACGCAAUACCCCACAGCAUCAGCAACAACAACAGCCGCAACAGCCACAGCCACAACAGCAACAACAGACAGGAGGAGGGCCGUCUCUUUCCCCCCAGUCAGCCGCUCGAGAGCGAGCAAGAGUUUCCGUUUUGCUGGAGAUAAACACGCAUUUGUUGCAAGAGGUGGUCUCAUUGCAGGCGCAAGGAAAGGCAGGCACUACAGCGAAUCAAGGACAACAAUCACCGACCUCUCCUACAUCUGCCACAGACCCGUCCAAUGCCUUGAACAAUAGCCCUGGUGAACGGCCAAAAUCUGCGGGUGGACCGGGGUCGAGUGCUUCGAAACCAGCGUCCCAGGAAUAUGCAGAUUGCAUGCGCCGGUUACAGGCAAACCUAUCCUACUUGGCUGCAAUAGCGGACGCGAAAAAGAAAGUCAAUGGCGCCAUACCCAGUGGGCCCGCAAUCAUGGUGCCACCGCCGCAGGUGCCUCACGUCCAUGAUCUAUAUAAGAAGCUAAAUUCUCUGUUUCCAGAGGCCGGCCAGUCUGCGGUGAACAAAGCUCUUGCAGCAUCACAGAAGCAGAAUCAGAACCCGGGCGCCAAUCCUCAGCAAUCUGCUCCAGUGUCGGCUCAAGGCUGAAUUUAAGAGUUCCUCCAUCCAUUUCAGGGUGCAUUAUAGGAGACCAGCGCGCAUGCUUACCAAUGGGGACCGCAGUCUUUGCCACACUGACAACAGACAAGACUUGAGCGAGAGUUGGCGUCAUGCCUCUGGCGACAUCGGAUCCUGCCCUCAAACCGUGUUGAUAGGCCGAUUUAGCCAUCCACAGUCGGAAGGAAUUCGAUAGACCUAGUCCAAUGCGCCAGGAGUCAUUGCUCGAGAACACCGAUGGAAGGUUAGGUGUCAUGUGCGGCAUGUUUCUGGAGCUGAUGCGACCCUCCGAUUGCCCGAGAAGCAGACGGAUAUUUCGCCCCAGGACUCUGUGUGUAUUCUCAGACAAAAACUGUGGGUUGCAGAAGAGAGAUAAGUGGUAUUUAUGAAGAGGCGGCCUCAUCCUAUUACUCUUCAGGAGAUAGGUUACACAUGUGUAUGGGCUGGGUGGUAAGUAAAGAUUGUGGAUGAGGUGGAGCCAAGCAUAGCGACGGAGAGGCAAAGGCGGGUGCAGGUCAUAUAACGUGUUUCUACUGAGUGCUAUUUAGAAGCAAGGUGAUUGUAUUUAAUGGUGCCAAUAGUAUGGAGUAUGCAAGGCUGAACAUAAGGCACCACGGUAC